UUUUCGGAAAAAAAUGCUGUAGAAAGGCGAGAAAAUUUUUAACUUUUCUGAACUUUUUCGUGAUAAAGAUAGGGUGUUAAAACGAAUUCAACUUAUUUGUCACUUCCCGCAGCGCAGCGUGACGCGGGAUUGUACGCAGAAAAAAAGGAUUCUAGAUUCCUUUUACAAGCUCCGUGAAGAAAUCUUCGGCAACAAUCCGGGCGUCUCGAAAGGAAAACGCUCCAGGGAGCUUCAAGUCAUCAUCAUGCUGAAAUUUCCUGCACUUGGCAUUACGGAUAGCCUUUACAGCUACAAAAGGAACGUACGCUGCUGACACGAAGAGAUUUCGGAAAAGUUGAGAUUUGUUUCAAGAAAUUGGAAAUGGCGAAAAACAUUGAUUGUUGUGGUACAUCGAAUGGUGAAGCGGAUCGCGACUUGGCAUUUCUCCCUAACUGCUGGUCUGAUGACGUACGGAUGGGUUUUUUGUUGGCAGACUUUAGAUCUAGGAACGUUAAUCCCGAAAGUUACGACAGCAAGCUGCGGUUUUGGAAAGACCUAGUUGCAGCCUAUUGCUUAUUUCAAGGAUCUUCGGUAGUGUCAUUGAUACGCUUAAAGAAUGCCUUCCGACGUAAAAGUAUCGCCCCACAAUGUCUGAUGACAGUCUUUGACGAGAUGCUUAUGAAUGGAGAACUUUUGCCCAAAGAUCAGUUUUUGGAAUCAUCAAGUUCUUCAGGAUUUGGAAUGAAAUGGGCUUUUGAAAAAAUUCGUCGAAAAAUGAAAGGUAUUUCUGAAUCAGAAGAGUUUGUGGUACAGACUGUUGCAGAGAAACACAGCCAAAUGAUUCAACGGACCGUUGAAUGUGAUGGUUUGUUCGAUAAAUUGAUCAACUACACGAAAUUAGUAAAAAUAGUAGAGCAAUCGAGCAACAUAGUGGAAGAAGGCAUCCGGCCCGCGUUGAAGUUACUCGAAAAGGCCCGUCGUUUAACAAUGGAUAAUGUUGCAAGCGGUAAACAACUUCACAAAGUUAUCAAAUUUUUCCAACCAACUGUUGACGCGCAUCCCGUUGCUUAUAUAGAACGAUGCAUUUAUGAACUAGAACAAUGUGAAUUAGAUCUAAACCAGAACAUCACAAAGACAGAACAAGCGAUCGCUGAAAUUAUGAUGCAGGUUCAUGCCCAUAUCCAAGAAGGACACAAGCAAUCAGCAAAAAGUCUGUUGAAAAAAAAACGUAUACUAGAAAGCAUCGUACAAAGCAAAAUCAAUUCUUUAGAAAACUUGCAACAACUUCUUAGCAGAAUGCACGAAACGCAACAAAACAUUAGCAUACUAGAAGCUUUUAAGUUGGGAUCAAACGUUUUAAAGAAGACAUUCGCCGAUUCUGGGUUGAACAUUCAUAGUGUAGAAAAUACUUUACAGGAAAUGAGAGAUGUUUUGGAAGAGAAUAAUGAAGUACAAAAUCUUAUCAGUACAGUGACUGUCAAUGAUAGUGAUGAUCUAGAUCUUGAACAGGAGCUGGGUAGUCUUAUUAACAUGAAAUUCAAAGAAAAUAAGGUAUCCAUAGAAAAUGACCCACAGGAUGCAACAAUAACAAAUCAAAUUAAUGAUUUUGAUGCAGAAAUACUAAAAAGACUCGAAGCUCUUAAAGUAAAUAAUAUUGGGCUGCAUAGCCCACUUACAAGCUAGUCAGAAGUUUUUAAAUUGCGUAAGUUGUUUCCCUGAAAAACAAACACGACAAUAUAUAUAACUGUUUUAUUGGUAAAAUGGUAAAAGACUGAAAUAGGCCCCCCCACUCACGGUGAGUUACUGAGUGACCGAAAAAAUCGUUGUUUUAAUAGUAAAAUGGGUAAAAGACUGAAAUAGGCCCCCCCCCCACUCACGGUGAGUUACCGAGUGACCGAAAAAAUCGUUAAUUUCCACUUUGGUAAAAGACCCAGCUGGCAUUUUGUGAGUGACUUUCCUAUGUUACCAAUGAGAGUGAAAAGGAGGGCAGAUGAAACAGAGCAUCUAAAUGAGCAGCCUUGAAAAUUUUGCCGUAGGCAUGAGUGAGACAUCCGAUGAGACGGCGAUAUUGGUGGGUUCCUUUCCCGUAUCCAUGGUAUUUUGUUGAACGAUUCACGACUGCUCUCGAAAAAAAAUAUACGUUCAAAACCCAAAAUCAGCAAGAGCAUCAUGCAUGGCUUUCGUAACUUAACCUAAGUUUUGCCGAAUCAACGAUUCGUUCACGAGUCUGGGCAAAUGUUUGAAGAAUUUAUUGCAUCACAAUUCGAGAUGACCAGAAAAAUGCUAGCAAUUUGCACAACGUAGGACAUAUUGCAAACGAAGUGCGACGAUUCAGCCAGCUGAACCUUAUUUAACUUUCACACUUGAAAAUAAUUUACACGCACUGAAAGGAACUGUUCGUAGUGGUACAAGACCGUUUCAGCAAUCUUCUAUACGAUUAGAAGAAUGUAGCCAAGUGUGGGAAGAACAUACGCAAGGCGAAACGGAAUAUCCCAAACCUUCGCAAACAUGACAACGACUAUACGUCCGAAAGUAUGCUUCACUACAAUCACAUUAUAAUGCAAACAUAACUGCAUCCAUUCAUACGCGAGAUAUAGUCCAGCUGGUUCGAAGCCGAACAAAACAACGGCGAUGCGGUAAGUACAGAACAUUUCCAUAGUUUCAAGAUUCAUCCACACAUUUAAUACUUACAGGAAAUCUCGCACACAGGCUCACGCGGAAACACAAACUGAAACCGGUCGUUGUGGAGAAAGCAAGGCAAGGCCAAGGGCAAAAGGGGUAAGGUAAGGUAAGGGCAAAGGAAAGGCCUACCCAGUUUUUUGCCUGAAAAUUAAAGUACCAUUUUGCAAGCAAAUAAAAACCUCUAAUUAUGAAUCAAGCCAAUCAGGUAGUAUCUCUGACAAAAAUAGGAGGUAAGUCUCGCGCAAUAGGUAGUUUCUGGAGCAACCGGCUGGACUUACUACCUUGAAAGUAAC
Anopheles darlingi is the source of this 2954-nucleotide messenger RNA. RefSeq names its product charged multivesicular body protein 7. Gene Ontology annotation, biological process: vesicle budding from membrane; late endosome to vacuole transport via multivesicular body sorting pathway. The transcript has 4 exons. The record is from RefSeq and is a predicted model, not a curated record. The coding region runs from base 361 to 1662 and encodes 433 amino acids. Gene Ontology annotation, cellular component: cytoplasmic side of plasma membrane; ESCRT III complex; multivesicular body. NCBI's taxonomy places the organism in Eukaryota, Metazoa, Arthropoda, Insecta, Diptera, Culicidae.